AUGACUAAGUAUAAAGUAAAGGUAAGAUAAUUCGUAUCAAAAGAGUUGAGAAAUCACAUAUUAAUUUAUAUUAAUACUAUGCUUAGAAAAUAAAUUAUUGUCAGCAAUUCUUUCAUUAUAUCAAUUAGUAUUAUAUUUUUUAUAUUAUUAUAUACUUAUAAUUUAUAUCACGUUUUCAAAUAUUUGUGUAAUUAAUAAAAUAUAUAGUUUAAUUUGUACUUGAGUACACAAUCUCACACAUUGUUCUGAAACUUGUCAUGUGACGAAUAGGUGGUUUUCUUUUUUUUUUUAAUUUGAAGUAAUACUAUAGCCACGUAAAUUUACAGGUUGGGAUAAUUGGUGGUUCAGGCCUAGAUGAUCCUCAAAAUCAAAUAUUACAUUGUCAAACUAUAAUUACGCGAGAAAAAGCUAAAAACGAAUUUGGAUUACCGUCGAGCGAUCUUUAUCACGGAAGUCUUAAUGGUAUAGACGUGGUGUUAUUAUCAAGACAUGGACCGGGUCAUAAAACAAGUCCUACUGUAGUAAAUUAUCGUGCGAACAUUGAAGCUCUACGUUUAGCUGGAUGUACUCAUAUACUUGCAUCAACAGCAUGUGGCUCUUUGCAAGAAUCUAUUUGUAGGGGACAGUUAGUUAUUCCAGACAGUUUCUUAGAUAGAACUAUAAAAAGAAAUACAACAUUUUAUGAUGGCACUUCACCUAAAUAUUUUGGGGUGUGUCAUAUGCCGAUGGAGCCAGCUUUUGACCCAACUACAUCUCAAAUAUUGUUUGAAGUUGGUAAGGAAAUAGGAUAUGACAUAAGAAAAGGAGGAACAGUUGUAACUAUAGAAGGACCAAGGUUCUCUUCAAAAGCUGAAAGUAAUGCGAUGCGUUUAUGGGGUGGACAUUUAGUUAAUAUGACUACAUGUCCUGAGGUAUAUUUAGCAAAAGAAGCAAGACUUCUAUACGCAGUUGUAGCAAUGGCAACUGAUUAUGAUUGUUGGAGAGAUUGCGAAGAUAAUGUUCAUGCAGCUGAUGUAAUAGAAGUAUUUAAACAAAAUGUCAACAAAAUAAGAGAUAUACUUACAAAGGCAGUUAAACUUAUUGGCGAAAGAAAUUGGGACAAGGAAAUUGAUGCUUUAGAAGUAAUAAUCAUAAAGUACUUAAGAAAAAUAUAAAUUAAUAAUAUAAGUACAAUAUUUUUUUUUCUUUUCAGGAAUUAUGUCAGAGUAGUAACGUUUCUUCUCAUACUUCAUAA
This is a messenger RNA of Heterotrigona itama, 1234 nucleotides long. The record is from the annotation of a GenBank genome assembly. NCBI's taxonomy places the organism in Eukaryota, Metazoa, Arthropoda, Insecta, Hymenoptera, Apidae.